Molecule: messenger RNA, 3611 nt
Organism: Doryrhamphus excisus (bluestripe pipefish)
Lineage: Eukaryota; Metazoa; Chordata; Actinopteri; Syngnathiformes; Syngnathidae
Gene: prss12
Product: serine protease 12
Biological process (GO): proteolysis
Cellular component (GO): membrane
Molecular function (GO): serine-type endopeptidase activity
Source: RefSeq, a predicted model, not a curated record
UGCGUCUGGCUGCAGGGAAUGGGAAGCUUCUCCCUCUUCAGCUGAUGUUAUUCCCAUCGCGAGCCUACCUCCGGGAUCCCAGGCAUGAAAGCGGUCUUCCUCGCCCUCACGGCUGCGCUCCUGUGGUCGAGGGGCGGCCACUUUUCUUUCAUUCAGCCGUUCAGCGACUGCGCCCAGAGCCGCGGGAGAGGAGUCUUGUACCGGGGCGCAAUCGACGUCACCGAGUCCGGCGCGCGGUGCAUGAACUGGAGCGAGGUGGGCGGCUUCACGGAGCGACACCCGGGGAAGGGAAUAGGGAAGCACAAUCAGUGCAGGAAUCCUGACGGUCGAAUUCGAGCAUGGUGUUUCUUCCGGAACCAGAGAGGCAGAGUGGACUGGGGAUACUGCGACUGUAAACAAGGCUCAGUCCGCUUGCAAGGAGGGCGCUCCAAAUUGGAGGGCAGGGUGGAGGUAUACCUGGGCGGUGUGUGGGGUUCCGUGUGCAGCAAUGACUGGCAAGAUGAAGACGCCAUGGUUGUGUGCAGACAGCUUGGCACAGGCUUCUCAGGCCGUGCUCAUGCCGUCGCUCUACCUCAUCCGAGCACGUCCAAGCUCCACUGGCAAGGUGUCCACUGCCAGGGGAAGGAGCCAGAUCUUCUCCAGUGUCUUAAAACCAUGUGGAAUGGGGGGGGGUGCACUCUGGUUGCAGCUGUUACCUGCACCAAGCAGCAAGAUGCAUUGAUGUUGCCUAUUCGAUUGGUGGGAGGACGCUCAGGGUCAGAGGGCACGGUUGAAGUCUUUCAUGCAGGCCAGUGGGGUUCCAUAUGUGACGACCAGUGGGAUGACAGUGAUGCAGAGGUGGUAUGCCGGCAGUUAGGGCUGAGCGGUGUUGCAAGGGCCUGGGGCCAGGCCCAUUUUGGACAGAGUUCCGGCCGUGUGUGGCUGGAUGAGGUUAGAUGCACAGGAAAUGAGCUCACUGUGGAGCAGUGUCCCAAAAGUGCCUGGGGGGAACACAACUGUCUCCACUCUGAGGAUGCUGGAGUGUCCUGCAGCCCUUUGACAGAUGGCAGUGCUCGGUUAUUAGGUGGGACCAGGAGCUACGAGGGACGCUUAGAAGUCUUCUACCGUGGUCAGUGGGGGACAGUGUGUGAUGACGGCUGGACUGAUGCUAACACGCAAGUAGUGUGCCGCCAACUAGGAUACAGGUCAGGCCAAACUUUGGUCCCUGAAGGACUAGAUAUCACCCCGGUUCCUCGCUUCGGUGUGGCGUCAGGUCCUAUUCUCCUGGAUGAUGUAAGCUGUACAGGCAAAGAGCCCAGCCUGUUGCUGUGCAAAAGGAAGGAAUGGCUCCGUCAUGACUGCACACACCAUGAAGACGUUAACAUCGCAUGCAACCCCGAGCGCCUUGGAGAGGGGAUUCCAGCUAGUGUUCCAGUGAGGCUGGUGGGAGGGGAAAGCCCCAGAGAAGGGCGGGUCGAGCUCUACCUGUCUGGCCAGUGGGGGACGGUGUGUGAUGAUGGAUGGACAGAUCAGGAUGCCGAAGUUGUGUGUCGACAGAUGGGAUACAGCGGGGUGGCCAAGGCUCGUGUGAUGGCGUUUUUCGGCGAAGGGACGGGACCCAUUCACGUGGACAACGUGAAAUGCAGUGGUGAAGAACGCUUCAUAGCUGACUGCAUCAAACAGGCGCCCGGCACACACAACUGUCGCCAUAGUGAGGAUGCCGGAGUCAUCUGCGACUACGGCGAGCCCCAGUCUGGCUACAUAGAGGUCAAAGAUGCUCUCCAUCCAGUUUGCGGUCUUCGCCUCAUCCACACUCGUCAGCGGCGAGUCAUUGGAGGAGAAAACUCUUUGAGGGGUGGCUGGCCAUGGCAGGCUUCUAUACGAUUGCGGGGCUCCCGAGGAGAUGGGCGUCUGGUGUGUGGAGCCACACUGAUUGACACCUGCUGGGUCCUCACGUCGGCACACUGCUUUAAAAGGUACGGAAACAGCACCAAGCAGUACAAAGUCAGAGUGGGGGACUAUCACACCCUCGUCCUCGAAGAGUAUGAGGAGGAGUAUGGCGUCGAUCAGAUUGUCCUCCAUCCGAGUUACCGCUCCCACAGCAGCGAUUACGACUUGGCCUUGGUGCGUCUGUCGCCGGGGGCGGUGGGCCACACGGCAGGGGAGUGCGUGUCAUUCAGCCGUCACGUCCUUCCUGCCUGUCUGCCCCUGAGGAAGGAGAGAGCGCUCAAACACGCCAGUAACUGUCACAUCACCGGCUGGGGUGACACAGGCCGCUCGUAUUCCAAGACCCUUCAGCAGGCAGCGCUCUCCCUCCUGCCACGCCGCCAUUGUCAGCAGCACUUCCACGGUGCUUUCACCAGCCGCAUGCUGUGUGCUGGCAGCAUCCAGGAAGACAGGCGUGUGGACAGUUGCCGCGGCGACAGCGGUGGACCUCUGGUGUGCGAGCGCCCAGGAGGGGGCUGGGUCGUUUACGGGGUCACCUCCUGGGGUCACGCCUGCCGGACGCAGCGCUCGCCAGGCGUUUAUACCAAAGUGUCCUCCUUCAGCUCCUGGAUACACAAGAUGAUGGGGCAGAGUGAUGCCAAAUAUGAAAGGCAGUGACCUGAUUGGUCGGCAACAAUAUGGGAUUGUUAGCAUGUCACAAGCACUUAUUUCAAAAAGCUGCAAAUCUUCCUUAAUAUGCUUAUCUCUUUUUGUUCUGUAAUGGGGUUUUUUUCUGUUGUUAUGAAAACGUAACUUAUACUUUGGUAAAUGUUAACUGCUAAAAGGGGACCACAGAUACAACAACAUGCAUGCUAAGUGAUUGCUUGCAAAUUUGCACUCAACCGUCUGUUCUUUUGUCAUUUAUUUUUACAAUUCCAGGUCAUAGUCGGUACUCAGGCAUUGAAAUGCAAUCAGUUUGUCCUUGUGAGGAGUGUCAAAGCACAUGACAGCAUGUCUGUUAUCGAUUUGUCAUAUUGACUUCCUAUGUGUGCACAUUUAUCCUGAUAGGAGAUUUUAAAGAUAUUCUGAUACACUUGAAAAAGGACACUCACACUCCUUAUUUUGUUUGUGUACGUUUCAGUGUAGCCUCCAAUAAGCUCCAAUUUUGUAUUAAAGUGUGUUUUCUCGGUGUAACAGUGGUUGCAACAAGGGAGUUCUUUCUUUUCAGUUCUGUUCCAGGCUGCAAACUGAGAAACGUGAACACCGACUUGUCAGACAAUGUGCAUGCACACCAGCACACACGCAUGCUUAAUGUCGCCGGUAUGUGGCACCAUGUCGACAGGAAUAGCUGCCAUUUUCAGUCACAUUCGCAUUUACUGAAAUAGGCAAAGAAACAUGGUAACAUGUUUAUUAAUGAGAAGAUGACUGAUAAAAAUAAACGACGGUGUUACUUGUGUCUAACUAACAACUGUUUUUCUUUACCCUUUUACAUUGAUACCGUCAUAUCACCUGUCUUGUACAAUGGCGCCACCGUGUGGGAACUUACGGGUAAGCACAAAAUUAUUAAAUCAAUUUACAAUAAAUAUGCGUUCAAAAGAGUAAUACAUUUGCAUCACAAAAAUGCUUACGUGGAAAAAUCUGACCUCACAAAGCGCUUGCUGUUAUAUUUGUGUCCCGCCAUAUCCCUGCGCAAUGUCGCUAGUCCA